Messenger RNA from Oppiella nova, 489 nucleotides. The record is from the annotation of a GenBank genome assembly. Lineage: Eukaryota; Metazoa; Arthropoda; Arachnida; Sarcoptiformes; Oppiidae.
AUGGGUACAUUAGCCAAUAAAUUUGGACCCGCUUUGGCCACUGGUAAUACAGUUGUAAUGAAACCUGCGGAAAAUACCCCUUUGACUGCAUUACAUGUGGCAACUCUGAUAAAAGAGGCCGGUUUUCCAGCCGGUGUGGUGAACAUAGUGCCCGGUUAUGGCCACACAGCCGGUGCCGCAUUGGCUGAGCACAUGGAUGUAAACAAGAUCGCAUUUACCGGGUCGACAGCGGUGGGCAAACUGGUCCAGGAGGCCGGUGGCCGGUCUAACAUGAAACGCGUGACUCUGGAAACGGGCGGCAAAUCACCGCUUAUUAUCUUCGAUGACGCGGACAUUGAUGUCGCCGUCGCCACAGCCCAUAUGGCUGUGUUUGCAAAUUCAGGACAGAUAUGCUGUGCCCCAACCCGUCUCUUCGUUCAGGACACCAUUUACGAUAAGUUUGUGGAGCGGUCUGUAGAGUUGGCUAAAAAGCGAGUGUUGGGCGACCCC